AUGCAUUUCCUCCCCAGCCUGCUCGCUUUCGUCGCGGGCUUCCUCCUCUGCUGCAUGUCGAUACCGUCCGUACGAAAGUGCGUGAUAGCAGUGGAGGAUACGCUCGGCGUGCAUGAAGCCGGACUUUCAAGAGUUGCCUCGCGGGUCCCCGUACGCGAAAAUGGUCCUCAGAACAUGGCUCAACUGAUAAUGCUUCGGCAUAAGAUAAAUCAAACAAAUUCUCGCAGACGGCGUAGUGUCAGCCAUUCCCGCCAAGCUUCUCGAUCUUUUGCCAUUCCUUCGUCCCGUCCGCACCGAAAUCCGUUCGCGCGGUUCGGUCGCGCUUUCGUUGGAAAACACUACCAUUGA
Messenger RNA from Punctularia strigosozonata HHB-11173 SS5, 348 nucleotides. RefSeq lists its product as uncharacterized. The record is from RefSeq and is a predicted model, not a curated record. The transcript has 3 exons. Bases 1 to 348 code for a protein of 115 amino acids. Lineage: Eukaryota; Fungi; Basidiomycota; Agaricomycetes; Corticiales; Punctulariaceae.